UUUUCUCCUUUGUUUUUUAGUUGAUAUGGCUAUAAAUAAAUCUUCAAAUUACGAGGAUGAUCAGGUUUUGGUGGAAGGAAACUCUCAUGUGAAGACAGUGAUACUAAAUAGGCCCCUAAAAUUGAACGCCCUGAACUAUCAAAUGGUUUUGCAAUUGUCGGAGGAGUUCCAGAAGUUGGAAAAUGAUCCUGCUGUUGGGUUGGUAAUCGUAAAGGCAAAUGGAAAAGUAUUUUGUGCUGGAGGAGAUGUUAUUGAAUACUAUCGUUGCUUGCUCAGAGGUGAAUGGGCACUAGCAACUCAAAUUUAUCAAAAGCAACUCGCCUUGGACUAUCUAGUGGCAACAUACACUAUGCCCCUGGUUUUCCUGAUCAAUGGGGCAGUGAUGGGAGGUGGUGCUGGACUUUCUAUGAACGCAAGAUACCGAGUCGUUACCGAAAACACGGUUUUUGCAAUGCCAGAAGCAGCUAUAGGCCAUUAUCCAGAUGUUGGAGCAUCUUAUUUUCUUUCCAGUCUUCCAGGCUUCUAUGGGGAAUAUCUUGGCCUUACUGGUGCAAGACUGAAUGGUGCUGAGAUGGUAGCAUGUGGACUUGCCACUCACUUUGUUCCUUCAAAAAAUUUAAUUUUGUUGGAGAAAUCAUUAUAUGAGGUGGAUGUUGUUGAACCAAAUACAAUCCAGGGAAUUAUUAGCAAAUAUACUCAGCCACUGCUAUUGAAAGAAGACAGUGUUCUUCAUAGGCUCGACGUUAUCAACCACUUUUUCUCAAAACAAACAGUAGAAGAAAUCUUAUCUUCUUUGGAACAUGAGAAUGCAACUUUGAAAGAGGAGUGGAUUACUAAGUCAAUAAGAUCAAUGAAGGCAGCAUCACCAAUAAAUCUCAAGAUCUUCCUUAUGUCGGUUAGAAAAGGUCGAUUUGAACCACUAGAAGAGUGCUUAAUUCGAGACAGUAAAAUAUGUGCUCAUUCUUUUCGACGAACAGUGUCAAACGACUCACUUGAGGGUGUUAGGGCAACACUAUUGGAGAAAAAUUAUAAACCAAAGGUGAUAUAUCUACGUACACAAGUUGUACCAAAAUUCUUCUAAAUAACUUUCACAUAUAUUUUUGUUUUUUUUUCAUAUUAAUUUCUUCUAUCAUUUUGUUAUCAUACUUGACAAUGGGAGCCUUCGAAAUUGGAACUGGUGAGCAAUGAUAUGGUGGAGAAAUAUCUGACAAAGAUACCUGAGAUUGAAGGCUGGAAAGAACUCCAACUUCCUCCUAGAGACAUGCGUGAAAAAGGACUGAGAGCUAAACUCUAAUGUCUCGUUUACUUAAAGAGAAAUAAAAGGAAUGAAAAUAAGCAAGUAAACGACAGUUAGUUUUUAUCUGUAUUGUUAUUAUUUGAAUAAAAUAUGCAAUG
This is a messenger RNA of Zingiber officinale, 1395 nucleotides long. Its product is annotated as 3-hydroxyisobutyryl-CoA hydrolase 1-like. Gene Ontology annotation, molecular function: 3-hydroxyisobutyryl-CoA hydrolase activity. The transcript is spliced from 13 exons. The record is from RefSeq and is a predicted model, not a curated record. Gene Ontology annotation, biological process: L-valine catabolic process. NCBI's taxonomy places the organism in Eukaryota, Viridiplantae, Streptophyta, Magnoliopsida, Zingiberales, Zingiberaceae. The coding region runs from base 26 to 1081 and encodes 351 amino acids.